Molecule: messenger RNA, 597 nt
Organism: Gongylonema pulchrum
Lineage: Eukaryota; Metazoa; Nematoda; Chromadorea; Rhabditida; Gongylonematidae
Source: the annotation of a GenBank genome assembly
GGUGGUCGGUACGAAUUUGUUUUGGAGUCACCGGACGUACCACUGAGAUGGCUUAGAGAUCAGGCUCUUUCAAAGCGUAUCGAUGACGAAGGUCCGGAUAUUAUCAGUGACUGUUCGGAAAUGCGAGAAUACGUAUUGGAAACAAUUGACCAGGAAGGUGUUCCACUGAAUCUCGACAUGCCAAUAUGCAGCACCGGAUGCUCGGAAUUUCUCCUUCUUCGCAUUAAUAGCUCACGUGGCGACUUCUCACUAUCGCCAUAUCGAACAGUGACCGAGUGCAGCAAACAGAUGUCAAAGGCAUCCACAAAUGCACCGUCUGCGGAUCGUCCCGAACCUCUUGGUCGUGGAGUGCGUGGCGUGGCGGAGGCCACUCUUUCUUUGCCGUCGUUGAGUUAUACGGAUUUUGCGAGCACUGCGAUGGCUAAUGUCUACUUAGUGGAAAGAGUGCACCGAUAUAUGCCGAAUUCGAGUGUCUCCUUAAGUAUCAAUUUUAUGCGUAUUUUCUUUCUUCCACUUACGCGUUUUUUGCUCCAAACAACUCGUUUUGCCGAGGUAAUUUUUUAUGACCUAGGAAAAAGUGUGGUGCUUUCCGAUUGA